CUGUAUAAAACGCGACUCUUCAUGUCAACUAGAACUUAUUCAUAAAAAGUUUGCACUUUUAUGUCAAUUUACUAUGUCAGAUUUUCUCUUUGGUUCAUAAAUUUGUUAUGACUUACGUCAUCAAAUAAUAAAACCAGCUUUUUUAUAAUACGCAUUACAAUUUGUGGAAAAGGCAUGUAUAAAAUAAAUAGUAUCUCGCCAUUCCUGCGCUCCCCCAUGACGGAUAUAACCGGGGGGGUUACAUCUCAUCAGCUCCUGGGGCGGUGUGCCAAGCAAGAAAUGGAAAUGAUGGACUGCCUUGAAGCGUACGGGAUGGACCGGGGCGUCAAGAAGUGCUCAGAACUGAUUGACGAUUUUUCUGAAUGCCACAAUUUGAAUAAACAGUUCAAGAGGUUUGUGGCGAUACGCAGUGAACGUAACAGACAAAUCGCUGCUGGGAAGCUGACAGGCGAUAACAAGUAUGUAACGCCCAAAAUUGAUAGCUUCUGACGAUUUUUGUCUGUUAGUCCAUAACAAACUUCUAAUAUAUGAUCAAAACCU
Messenger RNA from Ostrinia nubilalis (European corn borer), 540 nucleotides. RefSeq names its product NADH dehydrogenase [ubiquinone] iron-sulfur protein 5-like. Lineage: Eukaryota; Metazoa; Arthropoda; Insecta; Lepidoptera; Crambidae. The record is from RefSeq and is a predicted model, not a curated record. Bases 175 to 489 code for a protein of 104 amino acids. The transcript has 2 exons.